AUGGCUGUGCUUCAAAAGACACUGCCCGCCACUUGGUAUACCAGUGAUAAAUAUCACAAACUAGAACGAAAGGCUGUAUUCUUGCGUUCGUGGUUUUUCUUGGGAACCGUGAACAAGUUUAAAACUGGUCAAGCCGUUGGUUAUGAAAUUGCUCAGGUGAAGCUGACCGCAAGAGGCGAAGAUCUCGCAGGCGAGAUCACAGUGAGAGUGUUUUUCGACCAGAAUGGUGAAGAAGUGCAAUCUCACCAGACACGCUCGGGCCUCGUUUUUACAACGAUUUCAUCAGAUGCCCCGUCAUUCAACGAGUUCUUCCCAGGCCUCGAAGAGCUGCUAGAGUCCUACGACUUCAAGAAGCUGCCUCACCGACGGAAACUGCACUACACUGGCAAGUACAAUUGGAAAACCAUGAUAGACGGUUUCCAGGAAUGUUUGCACUGCCAAUACUGUCACCCGGGGCUGUCGAAGCUUUAUCCGACCGAGACAUACCACGUUGUCAAUCACCAGAACUGGAGUCGUCAUUAUUCGGACCCGAAGUUCGAAGACGAUGGACUGUUCCUCUACUUUUUUCCUAACACCACGUUGAAUCUCUACAACGGCGGCAUGUCCUCGUUCCGUGCCUGUCCGAGCCCAGAAGUCGGUGUUUCCAGGAUGGAAUUCGACUACUACAACGAUAACUCUGCAGAUGAAUUCGAAGUCUACUACAAGUUCGUUCGUGAGGUUGCAGAUGAAGAUGGGAAUUUUGAACCCAGUCAAAGAGACUGGGGUUUCCCAUUAUCAGCAAACCGUCCUCAAGAUGGUGAUGGCUCAGCAUAG
Messenger RNA from Exophiala bonariae, 813 nucleotides. RefSeq lists its product as uncharacterized. The record is from RefSeq and is a predicted model, not a curated record. Lineage: Eukaryota; Fungi; Ascomycota; Eurotiomycetes; Chaetothyriales; Herpotrichiellaceae. The coding region runs from base 1 to 813 and encodes 270 amino acids. The transcript is spliced from 4 exons. Gene Ontology annotation, molecular function: iron ion binding; 2 iron, 2 sulfur cluster binding.